Cimex lectularius (bed bug) is the source of this 2576-nucleotide messenger RNA. RefSeq lists its product as uncharacterized. The record is from RefSeq and is a predicted model, not a curated record. Gene Ontology annotation, biological process: G protein-coupled receptor signaling pathway. Gene Ontology annotation, molecular function: peptide binding; G protein-coupled receptor activity. NCBI's taxonomy places the organism in Eukaryota, Metazoa, Arthropoda, Insecta, Hemiptera, Cimicidae. Gene Ontology annotation, cellular component: membrane. Bases 926 to 2272 code for a protein of 448 amino acids. The transcript is spliced from 6 exons.
UUGUGCCUAAAUUUUUCAACAACCUCCGGCAGCUAGAUACUAUCCAUGCAGCAAAUACUUACGAAAAAAUUAUAAAUAAUAAUCUACGAUAUGUAAGAAAAUACAUUACUUCUCUGUUUAGAAGGUUGAUGAUAUCACGCCACAAUAAAUUUAAAGGCACGAAAUUUAUGUAUUUAUGUAUUUAUUUUCACUGCCCGACGAGAUUUCUUUCAGUUUCUAAAGAUUUUCUUUUCAAUAAGAACUCAAGACAGGAUACGAGGAUUACGUUAUAACACUAAUGAUUUAAUUAUUUCGUUGAAUUAAAAAGAGAUAUAUCUUUUCGUUUUCAAUUUAGAUUGAAAGUCAAACAAUAUAUAAUUUGGAUUUCAAGCGGAUCUAUCACACAAAGGUUGUCGCCAAGUCUUUGUUGAAGGUGAAUUAAAGAAUCGAUCGGGAUAAGUCCUGAAAUUGUCGCAUUCAAUAAACGUGAAAGCCUGGGCAUCUGAGAAAAUUAUAAGGAGCAAACGGGAAAAAGAAUUGCUAUUGUGAAUGUUCGAGAUAUCCGGCUUGUGAGGAAUUGAAUGCGCAGGUUCGAGACCUUGGUUUCGUAGCCCGGGUGGCUGCCCUCAGAUCCCACAGUACCACCGCGAACUCCAUCUCGUCAACAGGUCGCUCGUCGGGUCGAACCGCGCCGCGAAAUUUGGAUCGUGACAAAUAAAAAGAGCCAAACCCGUUAGCCUGUAAGCUAACUCGACUCGAUGAGUUUCCACCGCUAAAGAAUCAAUUCAAAUAACAAAAGUAUAAUGUGAAUAAUAUUCUAAACGACCAAUUAGGGAAAACAAAAUUUUCCAAAGAAAAUGAAAAUCAAAAUUUAAGUGUGUAAAACAUGUGAACCGUGCUUAUAGUAUAGAAAUCUUUCUGAGGGUCGCCGGGCGAGGAGAGAAGAAUGGCAGCAGGUUCGGCGGUGGCGAUGAUCGGGGCGAACCUCAGGUUCGGGAGCGGCGUUGCAGGGAAUUUGACCGGCAACGGAAGCCGAGUAUUCCAAUGUCACCCGGGCGGGGAAACGGAAGCCCUUGUCAUCUUCACCCUCGGAGCGCUCGGCAUAGCCGCCAACAUCGCCCUGAUGGGCCUCAUUCUCGCCAACAAACAUCUAAGAAGGUGGUCGCAGGGUUUGCUGUUUCACCAAGCGAUGGUAGACUGCUGUAGAGCGGGUAUUCUGAUACCACUGGGAAUGAGUAUUCUCCGGUGCGAACCGGUGAAAAAAUGUUCCCUCGUAGAGACCGCCUUCCUCCUCCUCGUCACCGUGUCGACGGUCAACAUGCUCACCACCGUGCUCAACGACUCGCCCGUCUUUCCGGAAGAUGACGAGGAAGAUAAAGACUUAAUGGCACCCCUCCUCAUGGAUUCACCUCAAUGCGUCCUUUUCGGUACUUUUAUGAUAUGGUUCGCGAGCAUAACGAUAAACCUGGGGCCGACCUUCUUAUCCGGUGCCCUCGCGGCCAACUCUGAAGGCAGCCACAAUGCGCCCAGUUGCCCCCUAGUACACGGGCCGUUCAGGCACUACGUUCUCAAUGUUCUAUGGAUAGUCAUCAAUCUUAUUUGCGUUAUUCUGACUCUGUUUCACCUUCACAAGCUGUACAAGGACCUGACGAAGGCGAACGUCGAAGCGGUGCGGGUCGCCGGCCUCGUGACCACCCUCGUCAGUGUGACAGGCGGCGGAGGACUCGGAGGUGCAAACACCGACCCCUCUACACCAUCUCGGACGUUGGGCGCUGUGGAGGAACACAGGAGAAUGCGGAAUUAUAUACAAAGGGUGGAGAGAGAAGGGGUCCAGAGGGUGAAGAUGUUCCUGGUCAUUACAGCAGCAUAUCUACUGUUUUGGGGGCCUUUGUUCUUCGUCACACUCGUCCGCCACCCCGUCAUCGGAAAUCCUUUAGGAUAUGAGAUCACACUUCACGUGGCGUACGUGCACGCCUUCGUGAACCCCAGCCUGUUUCUGGUGCUGCACAAAGGGUUGCGACAGGCGGCCCUGGAGCUGUGCUGCGGCUGCUGCGUCCUUAUCGGCGCCUGGGUGACAAGCCUAACACCCCCUGAGCCCUUACCCGCCCCCAAUUUGCCCCCACCCCCUGCCCCCCCGCUCUACAAACACAAUGCGAGAAACGAGGAUCUGAUGUACGGCGAAGAGGGUUGGAAGGUGGCUCGUGGAUCUCACAACGACUCCGAACCGAUAACGACAGCAAGAUUCUCACCGAGCACCCCGCGACCGUCGAGCACGUCGAGCAGCGACGAGUAGGAGGUGGCCGACCCAGAGAAAAGCCCGAUCUUUGGCGAGAUCGAUGACAGACGAAUUGAAACUAAUUGGUGCAACCUUUUGCUAAACAUAAGGGUGUACGGACCAAAAUUAUAAACUAGAGACGGGUAACUUGAGGUCUCUAAGAAAAAUAGAAUUGCCUAAGGAACAACCUGAUACAUUCAAUUAUUAAACAACCAGCCUGAAAUCUGAAUAAUAUAUAGAUACACGUUAAUGUCGUACCUCAUAUCGAUACCAAAAAAUGUUAUAUGUAUAUAUUCAGAUUUUCAGAAAGUUUAUUUCAAAA